Messenger RNA from Exophiala aquamarina CBS 119918, 1524 nucleotides. RefSeq names its product Ca2+:H+ antiporter. Gene Ontology annotation, cellular component: fungal-type vacuole membrane. The record is from RefSeq and is a predicted model, not a curated record. Lineage: Eukaryota; Fungi; Ascomycota; Eurotiomycetes; Chaetothyriales; Herpotrichiellaceae. Gene Ontology annotation, molecular function: calcium:proton antiporter activity. The coding region runs from base 1 to 1524 and encodes 507 amino acids. Gene Ontology annotation, biological process: intracellular calcium ion homeostasis; calcium ion transmembrane transport. The transcript has 2 exons.
AUGAGCACCCACGACAGCAGUUCGGGGCCCUCGAACCCGGUCCAUCACAUUCUGCCCAGCGGCACCGACACUAGUCCCAAGCCACACCAUGGCGGGCACGGCGGGCACAGCGAAAAUGGAGGUGGUGGGCUUCUCACUAUCCACCACGAAGGCGAGUCCGGACGCUCAGGAAUCCACCCCAUGUCAUUCCUACGCAUCCUCUUCCGCAGCUCCUCCAAGGUCUCCAUGAUGGUGAAUGUGUUGUGGCCACUCGUGCCGGUCGCCAUUGUCUUACACUACCUACCAGGCCACCACUCGCACACGCUGCAGAAGUGGGUGUUUGCGAUGGCGUACUUGGGGAUAAUCCCGGCCGCGAAUCUGCUCGGGUUCGCCGGCCAGGAGCUGGCGCGGAAGAUGCCUAAAGUCGCGGGGAUUCUGAUCGAGACCGCCCUGGGCAGCAUCGUCGAGAUCGUGCUGUUUGUCAUCUUGAUCGCCAAGCACCGUGAUCCCGAGCCUGGAGACGACGAUAACUCGGCCGAGGAAGGGAACCUGAUCCCCGUCAUCCAGGCCGCGAUCCUAGGCUCUAUCCUCACGAAUCUGCUGCUGUGUCUGGGCCUAUGCUUCUUCUUUGGCGGCAUUCGUCAGAAGACGCAGACCUUCCACGCUGCGGUCAGCGAAGUCGGUUCGGGUCUUUUGCUCGUCGCAGGCUUCGGCCUCCUGAUCCCCAGCGCAUUCUACUCUGCCUUGAAAGGUGAAACCCGCGCUUUGGGCAAAUUCACCAGCCAGAAACUCCAAGAUGAUGUCUUGAAAAUGAGCCAGGCGACAAGCGUGAUCUUGAUCAUCUCCUUCGCCAUCUACAUCAUCUUCAACGCGCGGUCGCAGCACAGCAUCUUCGACGAGAUCCUCGAGGCUGAUGAGCUGCGUGACGAAGACCACGCGUACGACCUUGCAAAGGAGAAGUUGACCUUCAGCGAGUGUGUGCUUGCCAUCGUCGCCAGUCUGUUCUUCGUCACACUGCUCGCCUUCUUCCUCGUCGAGCAGAUCGAACUCAUCGUCCACUCCGGCGUGCCCGACCAAUUCCUCGGCUUGAUCCUCCUGCCGCUCGUCGAAAAGGCCGCCGAGCAUCUCACGGCGAUCGACGAGGCUUGGGACGGUCAGAUGAACUUCGCGCUCUAUCACUGUCUCGGACCGUCCAUCCAGACCGCGCUGUUCAAUGGUCCGCUGGUCGUCAUCGUCGGCUGGGUGCUCGGCAAGAAAAUGGACUUGAACUUUGAAAUCUUCAUGGUCGCUCUGCUGGUCCUGAGCAUCCUCGUCGUCGGCAAUUUCUUAAGGGACAAGGAGAGUAAUUACCUUGAGGGGGCCUUGUUGGUGAUCGUCUACCUCAUCAUUGCCAUCGCCGCGUGGUUCUAUCCAGACCCGGACGUCGCAACCUCGAAUGACUUUGAGGGCCUCAUGCCGAUUGCUGGUGCCGCUGCUCAGGCUACGCAGGCUGUCGUGCAGCAGUUCGUCGCCCAGCAGGUGGGCCCGACUGUUGUUGAGCUGUGA